Molecule: messenger RNA, 980 nt
Organism: Myiozetetes cayanensis
Lineage: Eukaryota; Metazoa; Chordata; Aves; Passeriformes; Tyrannidae
Product: phosphatidylinositol N-acetylglucosaminyltransferase subunit Y
Exons: 2
Coding region: 16-366 (116 amino acids)
Source: RefSeq, a predicted model, not a curated record
CCGGGAGCGGCGGCCAUGCUGCGGGGCGGCGGGCCAGCGGUGGCGGGGCUGCUGCGGAGGGCGGCGGCAGGCAGCCGGGAACAGCACCGGGAACAGCACCGGGAUCGGGAUCCAGACCAGGGAUCCGGGACCCAGGAGCAGGGCUCUGGCUCGGCGCGGCCGCAGCCGCCGGAGCCGUCUCUGCUGCGCUUCCUGGUGUGUCCGCUCUCCAAGAAGCCGCUGAGGUACGAAGAAGCUACCAACGAGCUCAUCAACGAGGAGCUGGGCAUCGCCUACCCCAUCAUCGACGGCAUCCCGAACAUGGUCCCGGAGGCUGCCAGGAUGACGCGCAAGAAGCCCCCGACCGAGGACUCGGAGCAGCCCUGAGGACCCGCCCGGCACAGCGGGAGCUGGGACUGAUGGCCGGGGGAGGGAUGCUGCCCUCUCUGCCCACUCUGACUGUGCUCGUUCCCCUCCUGUCCUUGGCAGGCUUGUUUUACUCAGCCAGCGUGGACGAAGCCUUCCCGCAGGGCUGCACCAGCACGAACAGCCUCUGUUUCUACAGUCUCCUCCUUCCUAUUACAAUACCAGUUUAUGUGUUCUUUCACCUUUGGACCUGGAUGGGGAUUAAGCUUUUUAGGCACAACUAGUGAGAUGCUUUUGCUAACCCCUGGGCUUCUCUAAAUCAACGCAGCUGGUUUAAUCUCAUCGGGUAUUGCAGUUCAUUGGAGAAUUCCCUUUGGCACUACGAACUGUCAUCAUUUUCCUAGUAGUAUCUCGAACUGUAUGAAGCAGCAGCCCAUUGUUACCUACUGCUAAGAGCAGGAGUAAUAAGAGCACUAAUUCCCUCUGCUGUAUCCCUUCAAGAGUGUUGUUGUGCAUUUGUAGUGGCACUAAUGAAAACGACCUAGGUGGAGAUUGUUUUCAUGAGAAAGAACUGUACCCUGACUGAAAAAACUGAUCUUAAAUAAUACAUUAAAUUAAACAUGCAGUGAUACGAA